Molecule: messenger RNA, 1531 nt
Organism: Eurypyga helias (sunbittern)
Lineage: Eukaryota; Metazoa; Chordata; Aves; Eurypygiformes; Eurypygidae
Product: acetyl-CoA carboxylase-like
Exons: 11
Molecular function (GO): acetyl-CoA carboxylase activity
Source: RefSeq, a predicted model, not a curated record
GUGCUUGGACGGGAAGUUUACACCUCCAACAACCAGCUGGGGGGGAUCCAGAUAAUGCACAACAACGGAGUGACACACGGCACUGUCUGUGAUGAUUUUGAAGGAGUCUACACCAUUCUGCAGUGGCUUUCCUACAUGCCAAAGAGUGUAUACAGCCCUGUUCCUAUCCUCAAAGUCAAGGACCCUAUAGACAGAACCAUAGACUUUGUUCCUACCAAGACUCCCUAUGAUCCUCGCUGGAUGCUGGCUGGACGCCCAAAUCCAAGUCAAAAAGGACAGUGGCUAAGUGGUUUCUUUGACAAUGGCUCGUUCCUGGAGAUCAUGCAGCCCUGGGCACAGACGGUUGUGGUUGGUAGAGCAAGGCUGGGAGGAAUACCUGUAGGAGUAGUUGCCGUAGAAACGAGAACGGUGGAGCUCAGCAUCCCUGCUGAUCCUGCAAACUUGGACUCUGAGGCCAAGAUAAUCCAGCAGGCUGGUCAGGUGUGGUUCCCUGACUCUGCCUUUAAGACUGCGCAGGCUAUCAAUGACUUUAACAGAGAAGGGCUGCCUCUGAUGGUCUUUGCUAACUGGAGAGGCUUCUCUGGUGGAAUGAAAGACAUGUACGACCAAGUGCUCAAGUUCGGUGCCUACAUCGUGGACGGCCUGAGGGAGUACCGUCAGCCUGUGCUUAUUUACAUCCCGCCGCAAGCGGAGCUGAGAGGAGGAUCCUGGGCUGUGAUUGACCCUACCAUUAAUCCCCGUCACAUGGAGAUGUACGCAGACCGAGAAAGCAGAGGAGGAAUCCUGGAACCAGAGGGGACGGUAGAAAUCAAAUUCCGCAGGAAGGAUCUAGUGAAGACGAUGAGGCGAGUGGACCCCGUCUACAUCCGCCUGGCAGAGCGGCUAGGUACCCCGGAGCUGAGCCCCGCCGACCGAAAGGAGCUGGAGACCAAGCUAAAGGAGCGGGAAGAAUUCCUGAUCCCCAUUUACCACCAGGUAGCCAUGCAGUUUGCCGACCUGCACGACACACCCGGCCGGAUGCAGGAGAAGGGGGCCAUAACUGACAUUCUAGACUGGAAAACUUCCCGCACCUUCUUCUACUGGAGAUUAAGACGCCUUCUUCUAGAAGACGUGGUCAAAAAGAAGAUCCAUGAUGCCAAUCCUGAGCUGACUGAUGGGCAGAUCCAGGCUAUGCUGAGGCGCUGGUUUGUGGAAGUUGAAGGGACAGUGAAGGCGUAUUUAUGGGACAGUAAUAAGGACCUGGUGGAGUGGCUGGAAAAGCAGCUCAUGGAAGAAGAAGGUGUCCGCUCAGUGGUGGAUGAAAACAUCAAAUAUAUCUCGAGGGACUACAUCCUCAAGCAGAUACGGAGCCUGGUCCAGGCCAAUCCGGAGGUUGCCAUGGAUUCGAUAGUGCACAUGACCCAGCAUAUAUCACCCACCCAGCGAGCCGAGAUCGUGCGGAUCCUCUCCACAAUGGACUCGCCUUCCUCAACGUAAGAGCAUCGAUUUCCCACACUCCCCCCUGCCCGGUACAGUGGAGGAAAAAAAAAAA